AUGGAUACAUAUAAUGAACUUGAUGUGUAUCAUCCACAAAUGGACAAUAACUUGAUGAUUGUAAGUGGAUAUUCGCCACAAGCCAGCAGUGGAUAUGCACAGGAAGAAUUCAACAGUGGAUAUGCACAGGAAGAAUUCAACAGUGGAUAUGCACAGGAAGAAUCCAACAGUGGAUAUGCACAGGAAGAAUCCAACAGUGGAUAUGCACAGGAAGAAUCCAACAGUGGAUAUGCACAGGAAGAAUCCAACAGUGGAUAUGCACAGGAAGAAUCCAACAGUGGGUAUUCACAACAAGUCUCUGAUGUUGGGUAUUCACAAAAAGUUUCUGAUGUUGGGUAUUCACAACAAGUUUCUGAUGUUGGGUAUUCACAACAAGUCUCUGAUGUUGGGUAUUCACAACAAGUCUCUGAUAAUGGGUAUUCACAACAAGUCUCCAACUAUGGAUAUUCGCAACAGGGACCCAACAGCGUAUAUCUGCAAGGGGGAUACACUAAUGUGUGUCACACUAGUCCAGAAGAUGUCAGUCCAGAUGUGUAUCAUCCACAAAUGGACAAUAAUUUGAUGAUUGUAAGUCAUCAAGUUAUUGAUCCCAACGUGAGUCCAUACAUUAACGCAUGUUUAAAAAAACGAAAACGUCAUACGUUUACUAGAGGACAGCUGGACAUACUGGAGAAGACUUUUCACACAAAUAAAAAACCAACCAAGGAAAUGUUAGAUGAUUUGGCACAUCGAUUGGGCUUGACCCCGUACCAAAUAAAAAUUUGGUUUAAAAAUCGUGUAGCAAAGUUGAGGAAAUCUGGGAAUAUUGAUAAUGUACAUCAGGAUUAUAUGACUGGAUCACUACAACAAGCGUCCAGCAGUAGAUAUUCGCCACAAGCGUCCAGCAGUGGAUAUUCGCCACAAGCGUCCAGCAGUAGAUAUUCGCCACAAGCGUCCAGCAGUGGAUAUUUACAGCAAGUCUCCGAUGUUGGGUAUUUACAACAAGUCUCCGACAGUGGGUGUAGACAACAAGUCUCCAACAAUGGAUAUUCGCAACAGAGACCCAACAGCGUAUAUCCGCAAGGGGGAUACACUAAUGUGUGUCACUCUAGUCCAGAAGAUGUCAGUCCAGAUGAAUUUUUUCGUCGACUUUCACCUCAUGAUAUGGAAUACAUAAGUAGAAUUGUGGUAGAGGACUGUGUGAAGUAUGUAGAUAUGUAUGUACAAAGUUACGGGACAAUAUGA
Aethina tumida (small hive beetle) is the source of this 1224-nucleotide messenger RNA. Its product is annotated as homeobox protein Hox-A1-like. Gene Ontology annotation, biological process: regulation of transcription by RNA polymerase II. Gene Ontology annotation, molecular function: RNA polymerase II cis-regulatory region sequence-specific DNA binding; DNA-binding transcription factor activity, RNA polymerase II-specific. The transcript has a single exon. The record is from RefSeq and is a predicted model, not a curated record. NCBI's taxonomy places the organism in Eukaryota, Metazoa, Arthropoda, Insecta, Coleoptera, Nitidulidae. Gene Ontology annotation, cellular component: nucleus. Bases 1 to 1224 code for a protein of 407 amino acids.